This is a messenger RNA of Gossypium raimondii (Peruvian cotton), 2715 nucleotides long. RefSeq names its product receptor-like protein 11. The transcript has 6 exons. Gene Ontology annotation, molecular function: protein binding. The record is from RefSeq and is a predicted model, not a curated record. The coding region runs from base 165 to 1706 and encodes 513 amino acids. Lineage: Eukaryota; Viridiplantae; Streptophyta; Magnoliopsida; Malvales; Malvaceae.
UUUCGCCUUUAUUAUAUUUAAAAAUGAAAAAGAACAUAAACAUCGUAUCUCAUAUUCCAAUUGCCAAUUGGAAUUUUUGAUCAUCUCGCAGUUGGAAUUACUAUAAACUUACGAAGUAUUGAACUAACAUUAGGAAAGUAUUAAACUCGGUUGUUUCUCUCCUUAUGAUGCGCCUUACACCCAUAUCCACCCUUAUGGCAAAACCAAGCUUCCUCCCUCCGUUUAUGUUUGGGCUGCUAUUUGCAACCUUUGGGGUUAUUUUGUCUGCAAAAUAUUCUAGCAUCACCGUUGAUCAAUCUGCUCUUCUAGCACUCAAAUCUCAUAUAACUCAUGAUCCUCACAAUUUCUUGACAACCAAUUGGUCUACUUCUACCUCCGUUUGUAGCUGGAUUGGUGUCACAUGUGGAUCUAAACACUAUAGAGUCACUGCUCUGAAUUUGUCAAGCAUGGAUCUCAUAGGCACCAUUUCUUCUCAAUUGGGAAAUCUAUCUUUCCUUGCUUGGCUCGAUAUUCAUCAAAAUAGUUUCCAAGGCUCUUUACCCGUUGAGUUAACUAAUUUGCGUCGGAUGAAAUAUUUAGACUUUGGUAACAAUAGCUUCAAUGGAAAAAUCCCAUUAUGGUUUGGUUGCUUCAGUAAACUUCAAACAUUGUCUCUGUACCUUAACAACUUCAUUGGUGUUAUCCCAUCUACUCUAAGCAAUUUGUCAAAACUAGAAAUGUUGAGCUUGGGUGGGAAUCAAAUUUCGGGUAGAAUUCCAAAUAGUUUAUUCAAAUGCAAAGAGCUGAAGUUUUUAUCAUUGUUUAACAACUCCUUGGAGGGAAAUAUACCUACAGAAAUUGGAAAUUUGACUUUGCUCAAGACUUUGCAUCUUGGUAUCAACCAUUUCAAAGGUGAAAUUCCUCUUGUUAUUGAAAACUUGACUUCUCUCAAAAUACUUUAUCUUAGCAAUAACAAAUUGACAGGUGAAAUUCCGUCAAUUAUCGGAAACCUUAUUUCUCUCACGGAGAUCGAUCUUGGUCUUAACUACUUUACAGGUGAAAUCCCAUCAACUAUUGGAAACUUGACCACUCUUGAAGCUAUUAAUUUUUCUUAUAACAACUUAUCAGGUGAAAUUCCACCGGUUAUUGGAAACCUUACUUCUCUCUUGAUGAUCAGUCUUUUUGAUAACAACUUAACAGGUCGAAUUCCAACACCACCACCUUUAUUGCAAUGGUAUGGAGUUUCAACUAAUAACUUAAUUGGAGAAAUCCCUUCUUCAAUAUGCAAUUUGACUUCCCUUAUGGGUAUUUCUUUAGAUGAGAAUAAUUUGGAGGGAACAAUUCCAAAGUGCAUCGGAAACUUGAGUUCUUCUCUCAUAGCAGUUCAUCUAGGGAAUAAUAAUUUUCAUGGUCAAAUACCAGAAAAUUUUGCUAAAGGUUGCAUGUUGAGAAGUUUACACAUCAACAACAAUGAAUUAGAAGGGUCACUACCACGAUCUUUGGGUAAUUGCAAAGGUUUAAAUCUUCUCAAUGUUGGAAACAACAAUUUGAAUGACACUUUCCCAAGUUGGUUAGGAAAUUUGGAUCAGCUGCAAGUUCUUACCUUGAGGUCGAAUAGAUUUUACGGCCAAAUAGAGAGCUUUGAUAUUACAGUUUCUUUAACUAAAUUGCGAAUCAUUGAUCUUUCUCACAAUAAUUUUAGUGGCUACUUACCUACCCUUUUUUGAGCAUAUGCAUGCCAUUAGAGAUGAGUAUGGAAAGAAAGUUGAACCAAAUUACAUGAGAGAAGUAAAGAUCACGAAAGAUGCAAUUGGUUUGGGUGAAUUAUGCUUAUGGUUUAUCUGUUACAGCAAAAGGGCUGGAAAUAAAGUUUGAAUCACUAUUAUCCAUUUGGACGGUUAUUGACCUUUCUAGUAACCAAUUCAGGGGAGAAAUUCCAAAAAUACUUGGUGAGCUUCAUUUACUUAUUGUCCUAAACCUCUCCCAUAACUGUUUAAUAGGUCCUAUCCCAUCAUCUUUAGGUAAUUUGUCAGAGCUUGAAUCAUUAGAUCUCUCAUCAAAUAAGUGGAAGGAAGAAUUCCAAUGAGUUAAAAAUCUUGGAUUCUUAGAGGUGUUAAACCUUUCUCAAAAUAAUCUCAAGGGACUCAUUCCUCAAGGCAAACAAUUUGAUACUUUCACUAACGAUUCCUACAUGGGAAAUUUGGAUUUAUGUGGUUUGCCAUUAUCAAAUAACUGUGGUACUGGUGAGGAAACUCUAGCCAAAUUUGAUAGAGAUGAUGAUGGUGAUGAAUUGAGUUGGAAAUUUCCAAUAUUGAUGGGGUAUGGAUGUGGGUUGGUGCUGGGAAUGAGCAUGGCAUACAUUGUAUUCACGACUGGAAAACCAUGGUGGUUGAUUAGGAUCGUGGAGCGAGUCCGACAAAGAUUUGCAAAAAGGUAGAGAAUCCAACACUUCGACGAGAUCAACAAGUUGCAAACGGAACAGAAAACUUCAUUGCUUGGUGGUAUGCAGGCCUUUUUCUGUAGGUGUUUAAUAAACAUUUUGUGUGGGUGCUUGAUUGUAUGUUAUAUAUGUAGUUUGUAUUAUGUUUGCUUAGGUCCUCUCUCAUGGCAAUGUUCCCUGAUGUGUUUAUGAUAGGUGCACUGGUUUGUAAAGACUGUCUUUAUGGGAACCUAUCUUUUUAAUAAAAUUGAAAUAAGGAAUAGAUGGUUAAUUUAUUCCAAAGAGUUUGUGAAGAA